Molecule: messenger RNA, 852 nt
Organism: Gongylonema pulchrum
Lineage: Eukaryota; Metazoa; Nematoda; Chromadorea; Rhabditida; Gongylonematidae
Source: the annotation of a GenBank genome assembly
AUGUGGUCGUCUUUUCAGCAGUAUGUUUCGUCCAAUCCGCCACCAGUGGAGCUCAUUCGAGAGCAGUUAUUUGUUGACAUGUUGAUUGAUUCGUUGUUCGCGUACGAGGGUGUCAAGGUUCAUUCGGAUCAUCGCCCCAAAUACGUCUACCUGCUUGCUUAUGGAUCGUGUGUUGGUGAGCAGAAAACCGGUUCCGGGGGACGCAUACAGAAUCGCAAUGAUCUGGACAAGACACGUGACAAAAUUGAGCGAGUUGUGAGUUUUCUGGAGAAAGCCGAUGACCUACUGAAGGAAAUUUCGCUUUUGCUCGAAGCCAUCUUGCUGCCAGUUGUGUCGGCCGGCGUCCUGCACUACUUGCGUGGUAGCCUGUUAAGUGACGAAGUGAUCAGCGAGCCAGAGCCUGUGCAUUUCGUUAUACUGGAUCAAAUCGCCGCUAAUCAUCACAAUUUAGCAAUGAAAGUGUUCCGGGUUCUGUGUGAGCUCUAUGACCGGCAAUCGACGAUGAAUGAAGCGGCCGAAGUGAUCAUGGAGAAGCAGCGCAGCGUGGUGGAUCGUUUCGUGCACCUGCUUUCAGUAGGCCUGGCAUUGCCAGUUGUAGAAAAAAUCAACAAAAUGUUCCGUGAUGGGCAAAUUGACAUUUCUCUUAUCAGGUAUUUUGCGGUGGAAGUGCUUGAAAUUGUCGCACCACCAUAUUCCGAAGAUUUCGUCAACGUCUUUCUGCCGAUUGUUUCAAAUCCUGAAAUAUUUGAUCAGAACAUCAGUGACAAAAUUCCGGUUGCGAAGCAGUUUGUCGAGCACUGCACCCCGGCAGCGGCGGCUGCCGAAGUAACCAGCACCUCUUCGCAAGCCUGA